This is a messenger RNA of Prorocentrum cordatum, 995 nucleotides long. The record is from the annotation of a GenBank genome assembly. Lineage: Eukaryota; Dinophyceae; Prorocentrales; Prorocentraceae.
CCGUCUGAGUAGCGACCGGCGGCAGGAGGCCACGGCAGCGACUGUCGCGCCCGCCGGGGAGCCGCUGCUGCUCGAGCGCCCGCAGCGGCGGCCGAAGUUUUGGAAAGCACCGCGGGGCCUCCUGCGCCAGAGCCUUCGUCGCCAUGGCGCCCAAGAAGGCGAAGAUGUCCCUGGCGGAGAUCAAUCAGGCAUUUGGUGGCAACGCCAUGCAGGAGGCUCUUCCAUCGCACAGCGUGGGUAAGGACUUCGGAAAGAGCAAGGGUAAAGGUGACUUCGAAGACCGCGGCCGCGGGUUUGGAGAGUCAGACUGGCGAGGAGGCGGCGGCAAGGGCGAGGGCAAGGGCGGGUUCAGGAGGGACCGCGACGACAAACCCAGCCGGGCGGACGAGGACGGCAAUUGGUUCUCGCGCGGCGGCGGCGGCGACGGGCCGCCCAGGGACAGGGACCGGGGAGGCUUCGGCGGCGACCGCGAUCGCGACCGCGGCGGAGGCGGUGGUGGCGGGCGCGGCUUUGGCGACCGGGACCGCGACCGCGGCGGCGGCCGGGGCGGCGACGACGUGGAGGCGGACAAGGACAACGACUGGCGGGGCGGGGACCGCGGUGGCGGCGGCGGGCGCGGGGGCUUCGGCGACAGGGACCGCGACAGGGACCGGGACCGCGGCGACCGCGGCGGCUUCGGCGGAGACCGGGACCGUGACCGGGGCGGCGGCGGGCGCCGGGACGACGACCGCGAUUGGGGCCGCAGCGGCGGAGGCGGCGAGUCAAGGAGGCCCGUCUUGCAGCUCAAGGCCCGCACCGUGCCGCUGCCAGGCGGCGAUGACGGUGACACCGGCAGGUCCGCGGCGGCCGACCGCCCCUCCCCCUUCGGGGCGGCCAGGGCGGGCUCCUCCGCGAAGAAGGGCGACAAGAAGGACGAGGACGGCUCCGAGGACGAGGACGGCGGCAGCACGCCCGCGGGCAGGGAGGACGCGUCGGGCUCCGAGGACGAGGAGGCA